AAAGCUCCUCGCGGGAGUAGGCGAGACGACGAAAAUCACGGGUAAAAAGCGCUAGAGAGGAAUCCGAAAUUCUUCACAGUUUCAAGGUAGCUCUGUUGGCCUGCUAGGUAUGCGCUGAAACGUGUGCAACUUCUCUGUACGGUUGGGAUAAAUACGCUCAUCGUUUGAAAAGUAAUUCGUGUUUAAGUGAAAAUCUCCAUACCAAUAGCUUGAACAAAUAGCCAUUAUGUGUUGCUAGUGUAUCAGUGAUUUUUUCAGUUUGAUAUAUGGUGGAUGACUGAUGUGAGUGAACAGCGGAGGAAAUAUUCCACCGGAAAACAGAAGGGAAAAAUUACCGGUGUAAACAAAGAAGAAAGGCGAAGAAUCUUAACAUUACCGUUUUCCUCUUGACAGUGUGUAUGUGUGUAUGAGUCUAGUUGUGUGCGUUUAGCCGCUUCGGUUUAAGCAGUCGGCAAAAGUUCUUUUCGAAGUUAAUUGUUUGAUAUUUGCAAAGGAAGUGUGCGGUGCAAUAGAGAAGAGAAAUAAAAUCCGAUUACCGAAGCUACCGCAAAGUGUGCUAAGAUGUAGUGGGAAAAUGAUGGCAAAAGCGAGAAAGCUAAUGGCAGGGCGGAGAAGCUGCGUUACGUCCGUUAAGGCGGCGUAACGGAAGAUGCGCUUCAGUUUCGCAAACAUCUAUUCACCGUGCGUCAGUGUUUUGUAUGUGUGCGUGUGUUUGUGUAAGGGCGCAAGCAGUUUUGAUGAUGUGCGUGCGUGUGUGAAUUUGUAAAGGAAGAAGUCGCGUAAUUGUGUGCGUGUGCCGUGCAUUUUUUUUAGUUUCGUCCUGUCAACCUGUUUUGACGUUGUUCGUCGCCAUCGUGUUGCGGUUGUGUGUUUUUUCCGAUCAAAGGAACCGGGUGGUCGGUGUGUAUGUGUAUGUGUGAAAGAAUGUUGUAAAACAAUUUACACUACCACGAAGCGAAAAUAUUUCUAAAGGAGUGUACCGGUGCCCAGCGUAAGCUUUGUGUCUGGAAAUCAGAUCUAUUCAUCUAAUUCGGUAGUGUUGGAUAGUACCGCAGCUAACAAUUGAACCACUAAAGGCUCUAAAGGACUUUUGUUUUGCGAUAAACAUUCGGUGUAUGUUUACUACACGUGCAAGGUCUGUGAAAAAAAACACACUGCAACGAUUGCAUACGAUCAUCGUUUACUUUUCGUGUAUAAUUUAUUGCACAGCACCAUUAUCAUCAACAACCGCCACGAAGAGGGCUUGUUGAACGAACAUCAACUACUACUAUCAGAGUCCGAGGGCAACUUCUAGUGAAACCUUCUAGAGAAGCGACUCUAAACAAUCGCUCGACAUCGAAGCGAAUUUCCUACAGUAGUGGCAGGUUGCUCGACCUUGUCCCACCUCGGUCGUUUUGUUCGUCCAGCUUGUGCUGCUGAAGAUGGCACCCAGAGAAGAUGCGCUCGAGGAAGCUGACCCGAUCUAUUACCAUUACAAUAACGCCACUGCAGCCCUGAUCCCCACCGAUAACGUUUGUGCGGCAGCAGGAGGCCUGGACGCCUACCGAUGCCGGUUGAAUUAUUAUGGUCAUCUUCAACAACUGGACGGAUGCACAAAAUCCUCAUAUUUACCGUAUUCGUUUGAAUCCUCUACGUACCUAUCGGGACUCAGUAUGAUAAGAGCAAACGUUUCCGAUGAUCUGUUUUCGUGUAAUUUCACACCAAGUUUUCUAACAAGUUGUGUAUGAACUACUACGGCGGCCGGAAAGUGGUAGUGCGUGAAAAGUUGUUAUUUUUGCUCAAGAGACAUUACGGUUACAUUAAUGAAACAGUGCGAACCAAUAUGAAAAUUGUUAGUUACGUAUAAGAUUUGAAUAGAUAUCAGUAAAACGUAAUACGCUUUGCAAGUUCUAGAAAGUAGAGAUCUUUCACGAGCACAACAGAAAGAUAAGGCACGAGGAUAUUAAGUGAUACCGGUACGGCAGAUAAGCGAAGGUGCGUUAAUCAUUCUGCUACAACACGCACACACACAAAUACGUAAAUACACAGCUGUGUAGACCUAUCUAAAAAUACAGUGUGUUUAGUGCACGCGGACGUCUUGAUAGGAAGAGUGUAAGAUAUAAGUGUAAAAUUACAACUUCUGCGAUACGGUGUGUCGUCCGGUAUUAGUUUGAAGCUAGCUGCAGACGCGUUUCAAAAUGUCGUUCCUAAACAAUCUGAAGAAGGUGUUUCACCUGGGCAGUGGAGAGGCGAAGAAGAAACGCAUCUUCAACAACAUCCGCAUGGACACGGACCCGGCCGACUUUUGGGACAUGAUUGGCGAGCUGGGUGAUGGUGCAUUUGGCAAAGUUUACAAGGCACAGAACAGAGAAACUAAACAAUUGGCCGCGGCUAAAAUGUGCACAUUGGAGGAUGAGGAGAAUCUGAGCGAUCAUAUGGUGGAGAUCGAUAUCCUGUCCGAGAUCAAGCAUCCCAACAUAGUCGGUCUGUAUGAAGCGUUCUCGAUCGACGAUAAGCUGUGGAUGCUGAUAGAAUAUUGUGAUGGUGGUGCCUUAGAUAGUAUUAUGGUGGAGCUAGAGAAACCUCUCACCGAGGCGCAGAUUGCUUACGUAUGCAAGCACAUGUGCGCCGGACUGAACCAUUUACACAAGAACAAGGUGAUACACCGAGACUUGAAGGCCGGCAACGUGCUGCUGACAAUGGACGGUGGCGUUAAACUAGCGGAUUUUGGCGUUUCGGCUAAGAACAAGCACACAAUGCAAAAGCACGACACCUUUAUCGGCACGCCGUACUGGAUGGCACCAGAACUAGUGUUGUGCGAAACGUUCCGGGACAAUCCGUACGACUUCAAGGUCGAUAUCUGGUCGCUAGGCAUCACGUUGAUCGAGUUUGCUCAAAUGGAACCACCGAACAGUGAAAUGUCUCCGAUGCGGGUGCUGCUCAAGAUACAGAAAAGCGAACCACCCAAGUUGGAUCAACCGUCGAAGUGGACGAAACACUUUAACGACUUUCUCGCGCGUGCGCUUGUUAAGGAUCCUCAGCAAAGGCCGUCGACCGACGUGCUUAUGGGACUACCGUUCAUUAGCGGUAACCUAGACUCGAAACCCAUCAAGGAUCUGCUACUCGAGUAUAAGGCGGACGUCGUCGAGGAAGAGUUGGUAGACGAGGAAGCAGAGGAACCCCGCAAUUCUGCUCUUCCGCUCGACUUGGAUGAUGAUUCUUCCUCGUUGCAGAGUCAAGAAACUGAUAAGCUUCCAGAUACACCCACAUCCCUAUCGAAGUCAUCCAGGGAUUCGAAAGAGUCUACACCCGUUCCUGCCACCGAAGAUGAUACCAGCAAACCGAAAAUUGGCCCAAUGCCGACUCCGGUCGGUGCGGCAGGUCCGCCGGGCACGACACCGCUGGAGAAAACACCAAUUAGCGUAGAUACUAAACCGGAAAUAAAAAAAUCCCAACCAUCACCGUCAAUCGUUCCGGCCGCCUCAAUCGGUGGAGAGGUUUUAUCGCAACCAACGAUCAAAACAUCUUCUUCUUCAUCGAAUAUCAGUGGUGGAGCGGUAAAUGUUCCCACUCCUGUGUUACCGGUGCCUAAGGAAGUUGUAACUGAAGUAACUUCCACGGCAGAUUUACAUUCAGAGUCACCGGUUGGAAUUGAUUCGAGAAAGACUGCUGCAGCAGGUGGAACGUCUAACAUUUCUGCUGUUAAAAAAGGGCCGGCACCACCGCCACCACAAACACCGACAUCCCCAUCGGCGAAGCAACCUUCAACGAUGCUGCCCUUGGAUGGUUCCUUAUCCAAGGAUGCUGUUCCACCAACACCACCAGAAACGCCGCGAACACCACCGGAAAGUGAAAUCUCCGCAAAGGCUCUCGAUCGUACAGAUGCAACAGUGCAGGGCAUUGUAAUGCCACCACCACCUCCGGCUCUGAUGCGAAUGGGAAGUAGUGGUGUGGUCGAGGAACAACUUAAAUCUCCCCGAAAGGAAAACGCGCCGACACCACCGUACGAUAAAGAAAGUCCCAAGGCUUCCACUCCACCGAGUUCAAAACCAACGGUCAAUGUCCAUGAGCGUCCUUCGUCACCGAAAGCAAUUAACUCUAGUAAUAAUAAUGUUGCCAUUCCGAGAGCAGUUCAUCCGCAUACAUCUCUACCGGAUGAUGGUGCAGUGGAUGAGGGCGUGAAAAUGAUUACUUCCACCUCAACGCCAUCUGUAGUACGAAAUCAAUUGCCUCAUCAUGCUACCCUGAUGAAUAGCUCCUCAUCCUCUUCCACCACAUCUAUCACCAUUAACGAUGCGACGGUACUUUCCGAUCCUUCAAACAGUCUGGCAAGCAAUGUGGCACAGGUGACAGUUGUCACGAGCCAUCCGCCGGUGAUAAUUGACAACUCAAUUCCCCUAUCAGCAGCGGCAGCAACAGUUGUGUCUUCAGGCACUUCUUCAUCUGCCUCGUCGACGAAAUCGUUCGGUUCGUCGCAGCAACGCCGUUCUCGUGUCAUAUCUCCACCGGGUACUGGAGCCCACGAUGAGGUGAUUAUCGUGUCGAAUGAGCUCAACAAAACGCACGUAAACGAAUCGUCAACCGAUGAUGAUUUUCAGUCGUUGGACAGUCUGGAGAACGUUUCGCCGCGCCAUCAUCCAAUCCGAACACCAUCACAAUCGGCAGGCGGGCGUUCGAUUGCGAGAAAGCUGGACGAAAGCGAAGUGCUUAUUGUUAGCUCCGGUUUCGACGAUCGUCGUGAAGUGCUCCUUGUGGAUGAUAUGAACGCUGGUUCACCGGAUCGCGAUGUCGAUGCAUACGGUGACGGUGAUUUGUUUAAUGCGAGCAGCAAUAAUCUACUAAAUAACAGCAGCAAACUGUUGCUGGACACUAGUCAUGUAUCGGUAGUAACGGUGGGAGAGGAAGAAAUAAAGGUAAAGGAUUCUUCUCAGCAUCAUCCGCAGUUGAUCAAUAAUCCGCAUGCGUCUCCUCACCAUUACCAUCACGAUUCCACCAGUGACUUGUCGAACGUUAGCUGCGGUCCGAGUGAAUCGAGUGAUGAUGUAAAGGUGGACAUCGUGGUCGGUGCAGGUGCCCGCCAGCAGAUGUCCCAGCAGCAUCAGGCUCAACCGCAUAUGCACCAGCAGCAGAGAUCACCCUCCGGUUCCUCUAUAUCGCUUCCAAGCCAAACGGGCAAAGGUGGCACUGGUGGAAGUAGUAUUAUCAAUGGCAAUAGAUAUAAUGGUGGCACUGAGUUCCAUGAAAGCCGCGAAGAUGUUAGCAUAAUAGUGAAUAAGCGAAAGAUUGAAAAGUCACGGAUUUCACCAGAUAGCAGCGUCGGUUCGCUUGAAGGUGGUGGAUCUGUGCGUUCAGCUAGUACGCCCAUUCAUCAGAAUCACCAUCCGCAUCAACAUGGUGGCGCGGCUGGCGUAGUGAUCGGUGGAAACCAUCAUCAACGAACGGGUAGUAGUGGAAUGGCACCACCGGCAAUAUCUUCAAAACAUCUUCAAGAUCGUAGCGAUGCGGAAAGCAUUGCAACUACCACUAGUCACGAUAGUCGCGAGCAUGCAGCAGUCGAGCUGGAAGAAGAGGUAACAUUACGCCGGAAGCCACUUCCUUCUAUUGAUUUGGAAGAUGAAAAGGUACCACCUUCUGCAGGAGGUACAAUCUCAUCCGGAUCGUCCACCUUGGUUAGUACCACCGGUGGUAAUAGUGUUGCUACGACAGCAGCAGGAACUCCUGGAGCUGCUGGAGCGGUUGCUACUGGUACUGCAGCUACAGCUGCGGGUGGUAAUGGUACAGCUGGCAUAAAACAAAAAGCUAACCGUAAUUUCACCAAGGAAGAAUUACAUCUCCAAAAUCUGAAGAAGAAAACGCGAAAACGAACGCGUAAGUUCGAGAUUGAUGGGGUACAAGUAACAACCACCACAAGCAAGGUGAUCUACAGUGAUGAGGAUAACAACAAGCUGUACGACGACCAUCUGUUCCGCAAGCAGGAAUUACGCGAGCUAAAGAUGCUACAGAAGCAGGAGAAAAAACAGUUUUACGACCUGCAGGGUAAAGAAGCGAUCGCCAAAGAACAGCAAGAGAAGAAAUUCGAGCAGGAGCGACUACAGCUGGAGCGUACGUUCGAGGCAGACAUGGACGUGCUAGCCCGUCAGCACCGGCAGACGGUAGAGAAGUUUGAACAGCAGCAGGAAGCAGAACUGCGCAACACAUCCAAGAAGAUCCGUGCCGAACAAGAGCGAGACCUAAAACUGUUCCGGGACAGUUUGAAGCAAGAAAUACGAUUGCUAAAACAGGAAGUGGAUCUGUUGCCGAAGGAAAAGCGAAAAGAUGAGUUCCGUAAACGGAAAACUCAGAUGGAGUUUGAACACGAGGAGCGCGAAAAAUCGUUCCUUUCAUCACUGUCGGAAAAUCAUGAGCUUGCUCUUCGGCGAAUCAGUGAGAUUUAUCGCGAAAAGCUGUCCGCUACCGAUAAAGGUUACCUGCAACAAAAGCAAACGGCAAUGCGAACGAGGGAAGCGAUGCUGUGGGAGCUGGAGGAGAAACAUAUCCACGACAAGCAUCAACUGGCUAAGCGCCAUGUGAAGGACAUCUGUUUCAUGCAGCGGCACCAAAUGAUUAUCCGGCAUGAGAAGGAAUUGGAUCAAAUCAAACGCAUGAUCACUCGAAAGGAGGAGGAACUGUUGAAGCGUCAAACUAUUGAAAGGCGAGCACUGCCAAAGAGAAUCCGUGCCGAGCGGAAGGCUCGCGAUAUGAUGUUCCGUGAAUCGUUGCGCAUUUCAAUGACCACCGAUCCGGAGGUGGAACGGGACAAACUGAAAAAGUUCCAAGAGCAAGAGAAGAAGCGAUACAACCAGGAGCAGUUGCGUUUUGAAACGAAACACAGCAAGCAGCUUGAAGAGCUGAGAGCUACCUCAGAGGGAUCGAUAAGGGAACUAGAGCAAUUGCAGAAUGAAAAACGUAAGCAGCUGCUUGAACAUGAAACUGCAAAACUUCGAGAAUGUGACGAAGCGUUGCAGAAGGAGUUGCGUGAAUGGAAGGCGCAACUGAUGCCGCGCAAACAGCGUCUCGAGGAAACGUUUGCCCAGCAGCUGGAAGAGAUGGAACAGUUGUACGGCAACAGCCUGGUACCGAUGCCUCCGCAAUCACCGCAAGCACACGACCCACACCCGCACGUACACCAUCAUCAUCUGUUGCAGGUCGGGGGCUCAACGCGGAGCAGCAUUUCUUCGUAUUCCGAUGGAUUGGGCGCAUGACAGGGGGCGGCGGGCUUCAGGGCACGGUACAACAGUAUCAGCGGCAGCGGAACCGGAACGAGCGGUGGCGGUGCGAGCAGCAUCGGUCACAGCAGCUACCGGAACAGCAGCAGCUAGUAGUGUGGUCGAUCGAAGAGGGUAACUGUUUGUUGCAUUUGUGCUAGCUCAUUCAGUGCUCCCGUUCAUUUAGCUUCGAUAGUGUCCCAGAAGUUCUGCCAACAACGUUAAUCUGCAAAACACGGGAAGUAGCGUAAUUCGUAUCGGUGGGCUUUAAAAUAGUUUUUAAGUGUCCUGUGUAAAAAGGCGAAUUUGUUAUGUGCGUAACAAUGUAGCACUGUACUAUCAAUUCAAGUAUUCGACAUUUAUAGACAAAAAAUGAUGUCUUGAGAACGAUAAGUUCAUAAAAGCAAUGGUAAAAAAUCGACACAGCAUGAAUGGAUGGAAUGAUGAUGAUGUAGGUAGGUCGUGGCAUAUGUCUACGAUCAUUGCAUUAUUAGAGAAGAUAUGUUUCGAAUACUGUGCAUGAUUUCCACAAAUCAUGCAACGCGUUUAAUAGAAAUGUGUGUGUGUGCAAGAGACUAGGCAAAUUUGGUUAAAUUGUGUACAUUUUUAAUUGUGUUUUCUCCGCUGAAUGAGUCCCACAUUAUUGAAAAAGAUUAAUGAAUGUAACAGCCGUCACAUGCGGCAUAGAGAACGACAAGAACUAAACCAACCAAAACUGUAACUUAAUUUAACAUAAGCAGUUGAGAUUCCCUUAGCGUGGAAGCUUAACACUAUUUUUUCACCCGAUCACGAUCAUAUUAAGUAUUCGCUUCCCGUUUGUAUGCAAUAAUAUUUCACGUCAACAAAACAUGCUGCCGUUGUUGUUUGCCAAAUUGUUUUAUAUUUUAACCUAGUGGGUGUGUCGGUUGUUUUGUUUUUUAAGACAUCUGCUAUUUCAAGCGAAAUGCCCUACAGCAUUACGUGAAUAAUGAUGCGAUGUGCGAUUUCUUCCAAUAGUAAUUAAGUACCUAUGUUUCGAGCAAACUCGUAGACAAAACAAAGUGUCCGUCAGAGUAGGUUGAAUGUUGGUAAAGAAAUUGCGAUCACCGUAUAGGUGUAGGAUGUUUGUUUCAGUACGUUUGCUUCCAGUUAAUUCAUCUCGUGCAUGGUUAUCCUUAGAUUGUAUCAUAACUUGUUAAAAAAACAUCUAGUUUCAUCGAACUUAUUGGCAUUUUGCUGGGUACAGGAUGUUGCUUUUCUUAAUAUAACACACCAAUUAUUUGAUCCAGCCGAGAUCCAACGAUAUCAUGCAUUACUGUGGCGUAGUAAUGUAGGAAUGUGUAUUUUAUUUUAAAUAAUUAAUUUUUAACAAUGGUUUCAUUAACUUGCACACCAAAUCGCUGUUGCAAGCAACACAGGGUUCGGUGUAUGAAACAAACUUUUUUUUCAUGUAAAUAUUUCUUUCAAUAUUCUUGACAGGCACAUUCCUCAAUCGGGUUGUGCAUUGUGCAUUGUGGUUCGUUUUUUCUGUUUUAUACGUAAUUGGUUCUAUUAUGUCUCCUACCCUUUCCGUGAAGUCUUUCACUUGCAAAAAUAUAGAGCAAUAUAUCGAACCCUUAUCGAUAAAAGGGCGUAAUUAUUAAACGAAUUAAUCCAAUUACGUGUCAUGUUUCAUCCAUCAGGUUAUCACGAUCCUAGAUGAUGGGCAUUGCAUUACGGUGUACUUUAAAUUUCAAUUUCAUUGCUAUGUAAAUGUUGAGGGUAUUUCAUUUUUAAAUGUAAGUAGUUGUUACUCUAUUGUACAAAAUAUUAGACACACGCAUACCAUACCUCCUUCAGAUGAUUGGCAGUGCCACUGUCGUAUCAGUAAAGGAGGAAUCCUAGUGUAGCCGUAAACGUUUAACAUACUAUGUUCGUUCUGGCCAGGAGAACAAUAUCCAAACAAUCUUUUACGAACCGUAGCUUUUCCCUUGGGAACGGGAAGCUAAAUGAAACCGAAAGAAAGGAAUAUAUAAUAAUUUACAUGCCACGACCCUUCCACAGCACGAAAACUCUGUGGCGUGGAAAGCCAACAUUGAACUGAGUGAUACAACCGAAUAGGAUGUUUUCCGUGAUUAUAGACACGUAUAUAUAAAAGGAAAGAGGAGUAAAAUUUAAACGAAAUUAACCGUAUUAGAUAGCUUCAGUUUAGAAAUGGUAAAAACAAAAAGAUAAAAUCAGAAGCAAAAAGAAUACACAAGAAGGAUGAGGAAAUGAAGGGCACAAUUUCUACGUUGUGCACCGUCUGUGUGUGUGCUGGACGCUUGAAAUUGUACUGUAGGGAAAGUAUAUAGUAAUUGCAAGAUAUGCAAUGAAUAUCGUUUAAGAAUUAUAAUAAAAUUUCUUAUUUUUACUCUAA
Molecule: messenger RNA, 9600 nt
Organism: Anopheles funestus (African malaria mosquito)
Lineage: Eukaryota; Metazoa; Arthropoda; Insecta; Diptera; Culicidae
Gene: Slik
Product: serine/threonine-protein kinase 10
Exons: 14
Coding region: 2178-7220 (1680 amino acids)
Biological process (GO): protein phosphorylation
Molecular function (GO): protein serine/threonine kinase activity; ATP binding
Source: RefSeq, a predicted model, not a curated record